GAUGGCUUUUAUAAUUGCUUAUAUGAAUCGCUCAUCUAAAGGUGGCAAUUUAUAUAGGAUGGCUUUUAUAAUUGCUUAUAUGAAUCGCUCAUCUAAAGGUGGCAAUUUAUAUAGGAUGACUUUUAUAAUUGCUUAUAUGAAUCGCUCAUCUAAAGGUAGCAAUUUAUGUAGGAUGGCUUUUAUAAUUGCUUAUAUGAAUCAUUCAUCUAAAGGUGGCAGUUUAUAUAGGAUGGCUUUUAUAAUUGCUUAUAUGAAUCGCUUAUCUUUGGGCAAUUUAUAUAGGGUGGCUUUUAUAAUUGCUUAUAUGAAUCGCUCAUCUAAAGCACUUCUAUUUGAAAACGACCUUACAGGAAAUGUGGUAGAGUCAGAGUUAAGUGAAGAGCAAAUUAUCUCAGCACAUGAAGUGCAAAAUUCAACAUUAGAUAAGGCGAUGUCCCUCUCAAGCUCAGAAGCGGCUAACAGUAAUGAAAAUCCCGAAAAAAGAGCCAAAGUUUCAGGUGGAAUUGAAGACGGUAAUGCACUAGCUUGCCGUCGAAAACAAUGGAUAGAUAAAAUUAAACUGAUGAUUAUGAUGAGGGACGAAAUAAACCAAUUGAUUAAAGAAUACAGAAAUGCAGAUGAUCGUGACCUCAUAAAAUUGGCGUAUACGGAGUCCAAGUGA
This is a messenger RNA of Racocetra fulgida, 661 nucleotides long. NCBI's taxonomy places the organism in Eukaryota, Fungi, Glomeromycota, Glomeromycetes, Diversisporales, Gigasporaceae. The record is from the annotation of a GenBank genome assembly.